Molecule: messenger RNA, 1697 nt
Organism: Podarcis raffonei (Aeolian wall lizard)
Lineage: Eukaryota; Metazoa; Chordata; Lepidosauria; Squamata; Lacertidae
Gene: HSD17B2
Product: hydroxysteroid 17-beta dehydrogenase 2
Exons: 5
Coding region: 362-1537 (391 amino acids)
Molecular function (GO): oxidoreductase activity
Source: RefSeq, a predicted model, not a curated record
AAUAAGAUUACAAAGAAAAAAGAAAGGUGAGAGGAAAUGUCAUAGGGUUUUGCCCUAUUUGGCAAGCAGCUCAGAUAAGCCACCCCACGCUUAUCUGUAUGUAUGUAUGUAUGUAUGUAUGCACAUACAUACAUUCAGGAGACAGUUGCUGUUGCAACUUCCUUGCUUGAAGUCCCUAAAGAUCUUUCGCAACCCCAUCUGCAGCUGACCCCUCCUCCCUUCAUCCUCUUCGCACAGAAGAUACAGCCCCUUAUAGCAAUGCAUGCAUUCUGAAGACUGCUAGGGGGACGUUUUCUUUUUGUCCUAUUCUGCUGUGCCUGGAUGUUGCAGUCCUGUCUGUCUUCUGCCUGCGACCGCUGCCAUGCACCACUCUGAAGCUGACAGCUCCCUGUUGAUCUACAUGGGUGCAGUGGUGCUCUACGGAGGGACGAUCCUUUACCGAGUCAAAAAGAACUGUGUGGAGAAGGCAACCCCCUUUUCCUGGGGUCUCCUCUUGCUCCUUGCUUCAGGAGUCCUGUGUUUUGCCACACUGAGAAGUUACCUGGGCUUGAGUUUGUUCUCGCUGAUGUGCUUCCUCUUCUGCAUUUACACAUCCGAUCAAGCCCUGCUCCCUGUGGACCACAAAGCAGUACUCAUCACAGGAAGCGAUAGUGGCAUUGGACAUGCAUUGGCGAAGUACCUUGACAGUUUAGGAUUCACCGUGUUUGCCACCGUUCUGAAUGAGAGAGGGCCUGGUGCAGAAAAACUGAGGCAGUCCUGCUCAGAUAGACUUUCUGUUCUGCAACUAGACAUCACUAAUUCGGUGCAGAUUAAAGAAGCGUACCUUGAAGUAAGAAGGAAGUUGCAAGGUGCAGAUCUCUGGGGUGUCAUCAACAAUGCUGGGGUCCUGGGUCUCCCGGGAGAUGGCGAACUGCUCCCUAUGCAAUCUUACAAGCAGUGCAUGGAUGUCAAUUUCUUCGGUCCCGUUGAACUGUCAAAAGCUUUCUUGCCAUUGCUCCGCAAGUCCAAAGGAAGGCUUAUUAACAUUUCAAGCAUGGCAGGAGGUAUCCCCAUGCCAGGCUUUGCUGCCUACGGUGCAUCCAAAGCAGCCCUAUCCAUGUUUUCUGGAGUCAUGAGGCAAGAGCUCUCCAAAUGGGGCAUCAAAGUAUCUGUGCUUCAUCCAUCAGCCUUCAAGACAUGUAUCCAGGGAACUCCGAAGAUCUGGAAUAAGGAAGAACGCACCCUUCUUGAGAAUCUCAUGCCUGAUGUGAAGCAAGAUUAUGGCGAAGAAUACAUCCUCAAGCUGAAGAUGGCUCUCAAUGCCAUGCAAUUUCUUUCCGUGUCAGAUCUCUCUCCCGUGCUUUGUGAUGUUUUACACGCAUUAUUGGCAGAGCGCCCAUGUGGUUUAUACACUCCAGGCAAGAAUGCUUACAAAUACCUUCUCAUCUUCUGCUAUUCUCCUCUCUGGUUUUAUGACUUUUGCAUAAGGAAAAUGUUCAGCACCUCAGACAUGCCCAGCGCUCUCAGAGCAGCAGAGAAAGCAAACAAGAACUUGUAGGCAGAUACUGCCUGACUUAGUCAUUUGUGUGUCAGGCUAUUUAGCUGCCUUGUGAAUGUUGGGAAUCUUGCAUUUCAUGUGUUAAAAACACAUUGGAUGGAUAAAAGAGGGGAAUGUUUAGAUUUAAGGCAGAAACCCUCUCUAUUCUGUACAUUGCACC